AUGGCUGAGACACCGCUUGAGAAAGCACCAGAACUAGAUAGCCCGCCACAACCAAAGCCCUACCAUGCGAAGCGCCCUCACAAAAAGUCCAGGUCCGGCUGCCAGAACUGCAAGGCGCGAAAGGUGAAAUGUGACGAAUCGAGGCCCGUGUGCCGGUCGUGUAAGCUGCGAAAGGCCGACUGUGUCUAUGUUGAUCCCCAAAAGCCGCGCCACUCUGCCUCCGUGACGACUUCGGCGUCUGAGACGACUACCUCAACAAAUCCUACAAGUAUAUCUUCGGCAUCGUCUGUCCUAUUUUCGGCGCCUAUACUUUCGCUGGCCGAGAGGUAUAGCAAUCAGACUGCUUCUAUACCCGCCGAGUUACUAUGGUGUCCAGUCGGGAUUGAUAUGGCGGAUAUGAAGGCACUGUGGUUUUAUGCGACUCAAACAUGCGGUUCCUUUUCCAUUGUCGCAAACGACGGCCAUAAAAAUAUCAUGAGAAGCCUGUUGGUUCGGUUCGGAUCCGAAUCUCCCUUUCUGCUCGACUCCAUCUUCGCUCUCGCUAGUUUACAUAUGCAACGUCUCAAUCAGCAGUUCGAUCCGAAGCGUGCUCUGUCGUAUCGGGUCAAGUCGUUGGCAGGAUAUCGCAAGGCAAUUGAAGACGCUAAUCCGGGAGACUUUCCCGCUCUAGUCGCGAACUCUCUGCUUCUAACGGCCUUGUCAUCCGAGAACUUCCGAGAACCAGACGGCACUCAUUUAUAUAUCCUUGACUGGCUUGUCGUAUGGAAGGGCAUCAUCCUCGUUAUGGAUCUAGUUUCCAAGUCCACUGUUGUCGAGAGUGGCCUGAAUAGUCUAUUCUUCCGUCCUCCCACCGAUGUGGAAAAGACUGCUUUUAUUCCUCGUCAACUCCUACAGAUGGUCGCUUCCAUCACGCCGAGUGAUUUCGAUUACUCAUUUAGGGAGGCAUAUGUUGAGACGUUGAAGUAUUUGGGCAGUCUCUAUGUGGAUUUGGCACAAGGGCCUUCAUCCAUGAGGAGUCUAAGGAUUAUAACCAUCUUCACCUAUCUCCCCAGCCAGUUCAUCGACAUUGCGCGCAUGUCGCAGCCGCGUGCUUUGGUCAUCCUUGCUUACUUUGCAACUUUUUUCAAGCUGGUCCAAUGGGAAGUUUGGUGGCUGGAGGGCGUGGGAGAUCGCACAAUACGGGAUAUCUGCGGCCAUCUUGAUCUAGAAUGGCAGGCCUUCUUGCAAGUCCCAUACGCGGCCCUCGACGCUCAAGACCGCAAACAGCUGUCCAAGAUCAUACUUGAAGAUACAGAGCUGGUCUCGCCUCAAGGCUACCUUCUAGAAUACGAAGCUUAUGUAGACCAAUCAUUAGGUUUACUGUGA
This is a messenger RNA of Trichoderma breve, 1365 nucleotides long. RefSeq names its product fungal zn(2)-Cys(6) binuclear cluster domain-containing protein. Gene Ontology annotation, biological process: regulation of transcription by RNA polymerase II. The transcript is spliced from 2 exons. Lineage: Eukaryota; Fungi; Ascomycota; Sordariomycetes; Hypocreales; Hypocreaceae. Gene Ontology annotation, molecular function: DNA-binding transcription activator activity, RNA polymerase II-specific; zinc ion binding. The coding region runs from base 1 to 1365 and encodes 454 amino acids. The record is from RefSeq and is a predicted model, not a curated record.